AUGGGACAUAGUAACAAUGUCACAGAGUUUAUCCUCCUGGGCCUCACUCAGGAUCCUGGUGGGCAAAAAGCAUUAUUCGUCAUGUUUUUACUCAUCUAUGUUGUAACAAUGGUGGGCAACCUGCUCAUUGUGGUGACUGUCUUUGCCAGCCCCUCACUGGGGUCCCCCAUGUACUUCUUCCUUGCUUAUCUGUCCCUCAUGGAUGCUGUUUAUUCCACUGCUGUGUCACCCAAAAUGAUUACAGACUUGCUCCGAGAUAAAAAGACAAUUUCCUUCCCAGCUUGCAUGGGCCAGCUAUUUAUAGAACACUUAUUUGGCGGUGCUGAGGUCUUCCUUCUGGUGAUGAUGGCCUAUGACCGCUAUGUGGCCAUAUGUAAGCCCCUGCACUAUUUGACAAUCAUGAAUCGAAGGGUAUGCAUUGUGCUUCUUGCAGUGGCCUGGGUGGGAGGAUUUCUGCACUCUGUGGUUCAACUUCUCUUUGUGUACAACCUCCCCUUCUGUGGCCCCAAUGUCAUUGACCACUUCAUCUGUGACAUGUACCCGUUAUUGGAACUUGCCUGCACUGAUACCUACUUUGUAGGCAUCAUUGUGGUUGCUGACGGUGGAGCCAUCUGCAUGGUCAUCUUUACUCUACUCCUAAUCUCCUACGGAGUCAUCCUCAAUUCCCUUAAAGGUCACAGUCAGGAAGGGCGACGCAAAGCCCUGUCCACUUGUGGUUCCCACAUCACAGUGGUGGUUCUCUUUUUUGUUCCUUGUAUUUUUAUGUAUGUUAGACCUGUUUCCACAUUUCCCAUCGAUAAAUCCAUAACUGUGGUUUUUACUGUUAUUACCCCCAUGUUGAAUCCUCUCAUAUACACCUUGAGAAAUUCAGAGAUGAAAAAUGCUAUGGAGAAACUUUGGUGUAAGAAGAAAACUACUGCUCGAUAA
Molecule: messenger RNA, 927 nt
Organism: Talpa occidentalis (Iberian mole)
Lineage: Eukaryota; Metazoa; Chordata; Mammalia; Eulipotyphla; Talpidae
Product: olfactory receptor 4A16-like
Exons: 1
Coding region: 1-927 (308 amino acids)
Biological process (GO): G protein-coupled receptor signaling pathway
Cellular component (GO): membrane
Molecular function (GO): olfactory receptor activity; G protein-coupled receptor activity
Source: RefSeq, a predicted model, not a curated record